This is a messenger RNA of Closterium sp. NIES-65, 531 nucleotides long. The record is from the annotation of a GenBank genome assembly. Lineage: Eukaryota; Viridiplantae; Streptophyta; Zygnematophyceae; Desmidiales; Closteriaceae.
AUGGGGAACGCAGCGGCGGACCUGAAGCAGUUGUCGGACGACGCCAGCAGCGCCGUGAAGAACGCUCUCGGGCAGGCGGGGAGGAAGGUGCGCAACUCGGUCGGGUCCAUGAUGGGAGUCCCGCCCAAGAAGGGCAAGAAGAAGCACCACUGCCCCGGCGGGAAGAAGCACCACCACCACCGCCACCGCGGGGGGAAGAAAAUUAGGCCGGCGGGAGCUGGUAAGCGCAACUCGGGCGCAGCUCCCAAGGCGCCCGCUGCUCCCGGCGCUGCUGGCGCGAAGGGGGUUCCGAAGAAGCAGGCGGGAGCUGGCAAGCUCACCUCGGGCGCAGCCCCCAAGACCCCCGCUGUUUUGCCUGUUGGCAUGGCGGCGGCCGUCCUGAAGGCGCAGGCGCCAGGAGCAAAGGUCACCUCGGGCGCAGCCCCCAAGCCCACCGCUGCCACCGCAGCCCCCAAGCCCACCGCUGCCAGCAGUGCUGCCAACAGUUCUGCGAGCAGGUUUGAGGGAGGUGUGGUGGGUAGGAGACCGUAG